This is a messenger RNA of Micropterus salmoides (largemouth bass), 2048 nucleotides long. RefSeq names its product putative aminopeptidase W07G4.4. Gene Ontology annotation, biological process: proteolysis. Lineage: Eukaryota; Metazoa; Chordata; Actinopteri; Centrarchiformes; Centrarchidae. The coding region runs from base 104 to 1657 and encodes 517 amino acids. The record is from RefSeq and is a predicted model, not a curated record. Gene Ontology annotation, molecular function: manganese ion binding; metalloaminopeptidase activity. Gene Ontology annotation, cellular component: cytoplasm. The transcript has 16 exons.
ACGUGACCAACCAGCGCACUGAAGGGAAGGAACCGUAGUCACCGGGUAUCAGCUGACUCUUUCAUCCUGAAGACACUGGAGGAGGAGGACGACGACGACCAACAUGUGCACCAGCGUCCAGCCUGUUGAAUGGACCACUGACCUCAAGAACCAGAAUUUUGAUGGCGUCGUGUUGGUGACCCAGAGCCACGACACGCUGCCCUCGGAGCUCGAGAGUCUGAAAGCUCCACUGCAGGACUACAGCUCUGUGGACAGCGGUCUCGGGGAGGAGGUGGUGGUCCUGAAGGUCCCUGGUCUUCCUGGUAACCGCCUUGUGUUUGCCUCCACCGGCCCAGUAAACCGCGACUACGAUGACAUCAGGCGUUUCAACGAUGCAGCAGUCAACGGCAUCAAAAGGGCCUUGAAAGCAGGCAUGCAGCGCCCCCUGCUGGUCUGCCCUCCACAUAAGGACUAUAAGAACAACACUCUGGUGGCUGCGCUCGGCGCCCUUCAUGCUCUCUACAUGCCCCUGGAAGUGCGGGAGGUGAACCUAAAGCCCACCGACUUCAAGGUGUGUGUUCUGGGUCUGUGGGCAGCGCAGGAGGCGGAGGGAAAGAGACUGGUGGAGCUAGCCAAUGCUCUGGAGAGCGGGAGACUGGCAUGUCGUGACAUUGGAGGCUCGGACCCUGAACGUAUGGCUUCUCCCCGUGUGGCUGAUUACGUCCAGGAGCUCUUCAAGGACAGCCCUGUGCAGGUCGAAGUGGUGAGCGACCUGAAGGUUCUGGAGAAAGAGUACCCCUGUCUAGCUGCAGUCAACCGCUGUGCCAACAGUGUACCUCGUCACCAGGCCAGAGUGAUCAAGCUGCAGUACUGUGGAGAGGGGCCGGUCCAAACGACGCUCAUGUUGGUGGGAAAGGGCAUCACAUACGACACUGGCGGAGCAGACAUCAAGGCUGGUGGUUUCAUGGCUGGGAUGCACAGAGACAAGUGUGGAGCUGCUGCUGUGGCCGGCUUCUUCCAGAUUUUAGCCAAGUUGAAGCCAAAACAUCUGAAGGUCAUCGGCUCCAUGGCCAUGGUGAGGAACAGUGUCGGUGCAGACUGCUACGUGGCCGACGAACUGCUGGUUUCCCGUGCGGGUCGCAGAGUGAGAGUGGGAAACACAGAUGCUGAGGGACGUAUGGUGAUGGUCGACCUGCUCUGUGAGAUGAAGGAGAAGGCAGUACGUGAGACUUCUCCUCAACUGUUUACUAUUGCGACUCUGACUGGUCACGCCAUCAGAGCCAUGGGACCAGAGUACUCUAUCAUCAUGGAUAACGGACCGGCCAACCGCAGCAACAAUGCUGCUCAGUGGCAGAAAGCUGGAGACGUGUUGGGUGACAUGUUCGAGGUGUCCAGUAUCAGACGAGAGGACUACGAGUUCCACAAGGGAAAGUCUGAGUACGAGGAUAUUCUGCAGUGCAACAACCUGCCGUCCUCGGCUACACCUCGAGGACAUCAGACCCCUGCAGCUUUCCUCAUCAUGGCCUCGGGGCUUGACAAGCAUGGUGUGGAUUCUGCCAAACCUUUGCCGUACUCCCACAUUGACAUCGCUGGGUCCAGUGGUCCUUUCCCCGGCAUCCCAACAGGAGCCCCCAUCCUGGCCAUGGCAACAAACUACAUCCUGUCUGAUAGUCUCUAAACAGAUACCCCCAGUGUGAAAAGACGACUGUCUUUGCACUCAAUCCCAACACAAAUUUGUAACCGUCCAAAUAUAAAUGAAAUCCCUGCCACAUAAUACAAAAUGUGUCCUGUUUCAUGUCUGACAUUCCUUUACACUUCAGAUUGCUUUUCUGCAAUGCAAGAAUGCUCUUUUCUAAGAUGUUGUGUCGUGCGUCCUGUCUGCGCCAAGUGUCAGAUGACCCUGCUCUUAAGUGGUCUCAAUCAGUUUACACUCAGGGGUUAAAUGGCAGUAAAAAAACAUCCUUUUUGUGUCUGUAUGAGUGCGACAACCAGGGGACAUGGAUGUGUGAUUAGCGAUGCUGUGAGUCAAACCAAGCACUCCUUUAUUGAUCAAUAAAAAGUUGAAAAUU